Mya arenaria is the source of this 2544-nucleotide messenger RNA. Its product is annotated as linear primary-alkylsulfatase-like. Bases 10 to 1776 code for a protein of 588 amino acids. The record is from RefSeq and is a predicted model, not a curated record. The transcript is spliced from 4 exons. Gene Ontology annotation, biological process: dodecyl sulfate metabolic process. Gene Ontology annotation, molecular function: linear primary-alkylsulfatase activity; protein dimerization activity. NCBI's taxonomy places the organism in Eukaryota, Metazoa, Mollusca, Bivalvia, Myida, Myidae.
UACUCAAUCAUGAGUAAACUGGGCUUGUUUACGGGGCUCCUUCUGCUGUUUGCGGCAGUGUUCUACGGGCGGCAGGAGUGGAGCCGAGUCGCACGAGAAGCCGUCCACCGGAAGUUGGUGAGGAGUACUGACACGCUCCGGGAGAUACAGGAGCACGCCAAGGAAUUCAACAGGAAGGAAAUAAUCAAGGCUACGGACUCCAUCUAUGUUGGACUCGGGUACGCACUCGCCAACUCGAUCAUGUUGGUCGGUCCAUCCGGGCUUGUGAUCGUGGAUGUCACGGAAACGCUGACAGGAGCUCGGGAAAUCUUCGACGAGUUCCGGAAGAUCUCGGACAAGCCCGUCACUGACAUCAUAUAUACGCACAAUCACGCUGACCACGUAAACGGCGCCACAGCGUUCGUUGAAGACGAUUUGCAUCCACCGAAUGUUUGGGCCCAUGAGUCAAUCAAGAAAGGGUUUGAAGUUCUAUUUACUGGAGCCAGUGACGCCCACUUUGCGCGGGCCAUGCGGCAGUUCGGCGUGUUUCUUCCAGAAAAGGUGUCCGCGGGAAUCGGUCACCGUCUGAAGUACGGGGUUGAGAACACCGAUAUCGGUCCUAUAUUCCCGACCAAGUUUGUCCCUGGAAAUGAAUUGGACGUUAAGCUUGGGGGACUUGAUUUGAAAAUCGUGCACAUUCCCGGUGAAACUGACGACCAGAUCGGAGUGUGGGUGCCUAGCGAGCGGGCCUUCCUGUGCGCAGAUGACCUGUACCGGGCGUUCCCCAACCUAUACGCGAUUAGGGGCACCAAGACGCGUUCCUUGCUCACGUGGGUUCGUUCCCUGGACAAGAUAAUAGACCUGGAACCGGACAUCCUGAUUCCCAGCCACACUCGGCCCGUUACCGGCCACGACACCGUCAUGAAGGUCCUCACUGAGUACCGAGACGCCAUCCAGUUCAUCCACGACCAAUCACUGCGGUUGACGAAUUAUGGCUACCAUCCAGAUGAAAUCGCUAACAUGGUCAAACUUCCUGUAAAACUUGCCAGCAGCCCUUUUUUGAAGGAAUUCUAUGGUUCGGUGAAAUGGUCGGCCAAGUCUGUGUUUACGGAGCAUGAGGGUUGGUUUAGUGGGGACCCCGUUGACCUGGACCCACUCACAAGGGAUGAAAAAGCUCAAAAGAUGGUAGAGUUGGUCGGCGCUGAAACAUUGAUUGAAAAGGCUAAAACGGCUCUUCAAAACAACGAUUUUCAAUGGGCGUUGGAACUGUCUUCGUACGUAGCUAGGUUGGAUGCAGGGAAUAAUGUCGCUAAAGACAUUCAGGUAGAAUCUCUAACGGAACUAGGGUCUAGGCAGUUAAGUAACAACGGUAGAAAUUACUAUCUUACCUGUGCAAUGGAAAUAGCGACAGGACUCAAACUCACUUCCCCACAAGGAUCCAAAGCUGAAUUUAUCAAUGCAUUUCCUAUUGACUACGUAAUCGAUACACUUCCGCGUCUUUUUAAACCGGAAGAGUGUGAAGACAGAAACGAGACCAUUGUGUUUGAGUUCUCGGACCCUCCCUCUAUACAUUCCAUUCAGCUAAGGAACGGUGUGGCCAUCUCCAGACACAAAGAGCCGAAACACUGUGACAUCCGUGUGAAGGUUAACGAGGCGGUCUUGAAAGAAGUGGUGGCCAAGACCCGUAGCUCCGCGGCUGCCCUCCUCUCCGGGGAUAUAUCGGUGGAAGGAGGGGUACUUGCGUUCAAGUCGUUUAUGGACUGCUUUGACAGAGACUCUCAUUUCACAUUACGUUGAGAAUAGUUUAUUUUAGUGCAGUUUUAUGUUCAUGUAAAAUACAUGUAAUGUUUUACAUGUAUUUAAGGCAUACCUGUGAUAGUAACAGUAUAUAGAUGAAUAAGUUAAAAGCAUUCGUAUUUUAUUCACCGUGUUCAAGUGUAAGUACGCGACGAUGGUGAUCUCGCAUACGUACAACAUGUAUGCAUCUAAUUUCUGUAGUAAAUUACUAAAAUUGUUUAUAUAUUAAUUGUGUUAAAAUGUAUUUGUUAAGUACAUAAUAAUAUAUAUGGUUGUCAAGGACAACCUUCAUCCUCGUGUCAUUCAGUGUAUCCAAGACCUUUCCCGUUUGAAGAUAUUCGAGCAAACCAUUACAGUUUACUUAAACAUGAAAACAACUCGUCCGUUUAACCCUGUUUUUUCACGAACACAAGCUGCAAUCGUGCAUCUAAAUAUACAGACCACUGUUCUCCAACAAUUACAGACUAACCAGGAGAACUUGUUCAGUGAAUACAUAUUUAUUGUAAACAUAGGAUUGUUUAUGUGGCAAAAUACGUAUCAAAUGCGUAGGUGUACCUUUUUAUUCAAACUCAGCGUAUAAAGAUAACAAAAGCAGUCAACGGAAGUAAAUGUAUACAAAUCAAUUCAUCUGUUUAUAUAUGUCCGUAACAUAAUAAAUGAAUGCAAAUAUAUAUAUAUAUAUAUAUAUAUAUAAAACAGUGUGUGAAUAAUAUGUGUGCAUGUGUAACAGUUUAAACUCUUCAUAUCACAUGUGACGAUUAAAGUCGU